GCAUUCGGGCGCUGUGUGUGUGUGAAAUAAAUGAAUCUCUAUCUCAUAAAGAGAAAGCUGAAGGAGUCUCUGAGUGGUGGUGGGUGGUGGGAAGAGAGAGAUUACAUUGUGUGGGGGUGCGAGUCGGCACUGGGCAAGUUUAGCAUUGAGGAGCACGCUGUUGCUGAUGGAGGGAUGCAGCCCCGUGUCCUUUUCUCGCUGGUCUUCAUGCUGAUGCUCGUCCUGAUGACAGGAAGCUUGGAUGCUGGAAGGACCAAGAAAGAGAAAGGAAAGAAAUCCAACUCUGCCUGCAAGGAGUGGGAGUGGGGAGCGUGCGAGCCAGCAUCAGGUGACUGUGGCACUGGCCUGCGUGAGGGAACCUGCAAGGAGAACGAUGACACCAAGACUGUGAAGUGCAAGGUGCCCUGUAACUGGAAGAAACAAUUUGGAAGUGACUGCAAGUACAAGUUUGGAAACUGGGGAGAAUGUGACACCGAGACUGGCCUCAAGACUCGCAAUGGCACUCUAAAGAAGGCUCUGUUCAACGCGGAGUGUGAGCAGUCGGUGAAGGUCACAAAGUCCUGUGAUAAGUCCAAGACAAAAUCAAAAGGUAAGAAGGGAAGGAAGGCGAUGUGAAGAACUUCCUAGAAAUUUGACAGUAUAACCCACCUUUUGUUGAUCUGAACUGCAGCACAAUCUAUACAGCCACCCCUCACCAAAAUACCUUUAACCAAGCUUUGUUGUAAUCCUUUAAUCUGUAGAAUUUAAUGUAAAGGAACAACCUUUUUAAAUGGUUGCUUUUUUUCUCGUCUCAUCGCUUAUAAACUUGAGACUUUGGCGUGUGUACAGUACAUUUCCGCAACAGUAUAAUUUCAAUGUAGAAUGCCUUACAAAUCUUUAGGAUUGUAGUAGUUUUUACAGUGUAUCAAUUGUCCUUCUAAAUCCCAUUCAAAAUUAUUUUUAGUUUCUCGAUGUGUUCUUUGCAGAAUUUUAGAGCUUUCGUUUUCUGACCUUGGCGUCUCAAUGCAUCAAGUAUAUUCCUUUUGUAAAAAAAAAACCUAACUCUCUUUUAGAAAAAUGUUAAAGCAGUUAGUGAUGUGAUCAGAAAUGGCCACUUUGCUAAACCGCCAUUGUUGCGUUCUUGACAAUGCAUGAUAUUGACACAUUAAGAUCCCUAAUAACGCCACACAACUAAAUCAGAAAACUUUUUUUUUUAAAGCUGUGAAUUGGAGAUUUGGAAGGCAUAAAAUAGCUCAUGAAAAAUAAUACAUUUCCUAUCCUAAAUGUUUGCCAUUCAUUGAGCAGAUCUUUGAUGAGAGGUUUUUUUCAAUAAAAUCUUUUUAUAAACAUA
Amblyraja radiata (thorny skate) is the source of this 1330-nucleotide messenger RNA. It is a transcript of the gene mdka, whose product is annotated as midkine a. Gene Ontology annotation, molecular function: growth factor activity. The transcript is spliced from 5 exons. The record is from RefSeq and is a predicted model, not a curated record. Bases 31 to 615 code for a protein of 194 amino acids. NCBI's taxonomy places the organism in Eukaryota, Metazoa, Chordata, Chondrichthyes, Rajiformes, Rajidae.